AUGGGACACAUAUACCAGUGGUCAUGCCUAGAGCAAGACAAGUACUCUAUAUUGGAAGAAAAGGUAUCACUACCCAAAGUGUUAUGGUUGUAUGUGAUUUUAAUGUGUUUUACAUUUGUGUGGGCUGGAUGGGAAAGUGUUGUUCACGAUGCACGAAUAUUCAUAGAGGCCUUACGAAGACCAAUUUUAAAGUUUCCUCAUCCACCUACUGGUAAAUAUUAUCUAGUGGAUUCAGGCUAUCCACAAAUGAAAGGAUAUGUAGGGCCAUAUAAGGUUGAGCAAUAUCAUCUUCUUGAUUUUCGAUGUGGAAGUUAA
This is a messenger RNA of Prunus armeniaca (apricot), 315 nucleotides long. The record is from the annotation of a GenBank genome assembly. Lineage: Eukaryota; Viridiplantae; Streptophyta; Magnoliopsida; Rosales; Rosaceae.